CGGUGGCCUGCAGGAUAAGCUGCAGAAUGACCUACAGAAGGGCAGCGAGGCCCGUCUCAGGGAUAUAUCCGGGAGCCCGGGUCUGGAUGACUGGUUCAGGGGGUGGCCAAGCAGGUCCGCCCCGUUGGAGAGUCAGGAAUCCGACGGUCUGAAUACUCACUGUACGGUGUAUGCACGCCAAAGUACGGAUGACCACCAGGUCGACGGCGGGCAGAGGACCAGAGUCUCUUUCAACGGUGGGCAGCCAAGUGGCCAAUCAACUAACACCAUCGGCCCUGCCCAAGUGGGGGCUCUCAAAGCAGGCUGUGCCUGUGCGAGGAAGACCCUUGACAUGCGGUCCACGUCGUGGCCCAACUGUGGCAUGAGCUGCUGGGCCUGUGAGCCUGCUGAGAAGGCAUUGACGACCAAGACGUCACCCCCCUCGCCUUCCAUCAUCAUACCUUCCAAAAUGACUGCCGCCCAGGGCCCUAGUCCCGGCGGGCCACGUCAACUUGCGCCCGGCCCAAGACUUGCCUCGAGGUUCCUCCCAGCGACUCAGCCGCAUGCACGUCUUCUGUUCUGCUUCUCGGCUCUGCGGGCACACACAUAGCAUACUUUCUCAACUUCCUUGAAACUCAGGACCUUUUUCGCUCGCAGGGAUUUUCACUCUCUCACAUAAUCCUUCAUCCUGCUGUUGCGGUGCACAGUCGUCGUUCGCUCAUCCCUCCUCAUCCGGGGUCAGCGUGCAGAGAUCAAUUAUCAACAGCAUUAACAACCAGUCCCGCCCGCGAUAGAUUCACUGCACGGUCUGUGUUCGUUCCUGCGUUUUGUCCCCCCAUUCAACCCUCUUUGUCUGGGCGGCCACUCGACGAUGGACACAACCAACGGCCAGAACAACAAUGGGACAACCAUCAACAACAGCCCCUCCGGCAGCAGCAGCAAGCCACCCCCCUGGGUCUGGGUCCUCGUCGCCCUCGCCUCGGCCCUGACGCUCGGAAUCCUGCUGUACGGCGGCUUGAUAUGCAUUAGGAAUCGGCGGUCCAAGAGGCACCAGCUAGGGGAUGGCCCAGCCGACGACAACAACGUCGCCACGAGGGGAGGUGGCCCGUCAUCACCACGCAGACCAUGGGACCGACGCCGCCGCCGCAGCCGCUCACAACCAGGGGCGUCGCGCUGGCCCUGGGCCCACCCGUCCCAGCGGGCGUCGACGCAGUCGUCCGAGGGCCUCAACGAGCUCGGCGAGGCGCCGCCGCCGUACAACGAGGACGACCUUGAGCCGUGCCUCAACGUGAGCAUGGUCGAGGUCAACACGGGGCUGGGGCUCGGAGGGGGCCCGUCGAGGGUGGCGUCGCGGCAGGACCGCGGGUCGCGGUUGGACAUGGACUUGGAGUCACAGCAGCACGAGGUUCACCCUCAGCCGCCGACGUAUGAUUUUGCUGUCAACCUGGGGACUUCUGAGACUGCCACGGCUGCUUCUUCUUCUUCAUCUUCAUCCUCCUCGACUGUGCAGCCCCCGCCGCCGGCGAUAGUGGUUUCGGAAGACAGGAGUACAAGGGUGGAACAAGAUUGAAUUGAUGGAUCUCCUGGACGGCGCGGCUGCUUCUGACAUUGCUGGCAUCACAUGGGAUGCCUCGGCGUUUGGCUUUGGGACCCUUUCUUCGGACCUG
Molecule: messenger RNA, 1646 nt
Organism: Diaporthe batatas
Lineage: Eukaryota; Fungi; Ascomycota; Sordariomycetes; Diaporthales; Diaporthaceae
Exons: 1
Coding region: 851-1549 (232 amino acids)
Source: RefSeq, a predicted model, not a curated record